AUGCUCGACGCCAUGUCUUUCCUGCGGAUAUUACGGGUUCUACGCGUCGCUAGGCUGCUGCGCGUCUGCCUGGCCCUGCGGGUGCUGGCGAGGGCCUUCGUCAGCGCGUUCUCCGCCAUGGCCUGGAUCAGCGCGGUCGUCCUCAUCCUGAACUUCGUGCUGGCGAUCCUGCUGACCGUGUUUGUCGGGCAGAACGCUGCCAUGUGGGAGGCCAAGGCUGACGAGGUAAAUUUGUGGUUCGGCUCCAUAUGCAAGUCGAUGCAGACGCUGUUCUUGGUCAUGACGCUCUCUGGUUGGGAGGACAUCGCCGCCGUGCUGUCGGAGGUGUACCCGCCGGCGUCCGUGUCCGUGGCGUUCGUCCUGUACGUGAUGGUCAGCUUCUUCACCGUGCUGAGCCUGACUACGGGUGUGGUGACCGACUCGUUCAUGACUGCCCAGCGGGACGAGGAGGCGUUCCGGCGGGCGCAGCUCGAGGAGCAUCGUACAGCCUUCGCGAGCGCCCUGGCGAGCGUCCUGUCGUCCUGCACGCAGAGCAGGAGGGGGUACCUGUGCCGCGACGAGUACUGCGCCGCGCUCGAGGCCCACCCCGUGUUGCUGAGCAAGCUGCGGAGGAUAGACAUUCACACCAGCGCCGACGACCUCCUGCAGCUCUUCGACCGCGUCGCCCAGGAGUCCGACUUGGAAGGGUCCGUCAGGAUCGGGGUCCUGGUGGAGGCUAUGACGAACAUCAGCGGUGCGGCGAGGAGCUCCAACCUGCUGGACGUGAAGUACUCCGUGCAGGCCAUGCGCAGGGAAGCCACGGACCAGGCCGCGGGCUGCCGCUCCGAGGCGGUGCGGCGCCACGAGGAGGUCAUGGGGAACUUCGCGACGGCGCAGGAGGUGGCCGACGCCCUGCGGGAGGUGGCAGAGGCUGGGCGGCGGGAGGCGGCGGCCGCCCGCCAGGCGGCCGCGGCCUGCGUGGAGAGGUUUUCCUCCGUGGCCAGCGUGGCGACUGUGGCGCAGAAGGUUGAGGAGCUCGGCAGGCGCGUGGAGGCGGCGGAGGUGCGCAGCUCCGAGAACUUCGAGGCCGUCAACAGGAAGUUGGAGACCUUGUCUGCUCAGGUUUUGAGUCAGCUCGCCAUGCUGGGCUCAAAGGUUGCAGAUAGCUCUGCCUCCACGAGUGCAACUACAUCGUUGGUGACCCACCCGAAGGAGGAGCCGGAGGGGCAGCCACCGGCGGACGAGUGCGAGGCCGACGGUGGGGCUCUCCGGCAG
This is a messenger RNA of Prorocentrum cordatum, 1254 nucleotides long. NCBI's taxonomy places the organism in Eukaryota, Dinophyceae, Prorocentrales, Prorocentraceae. The record is from the annotation of a GenBank genome assembly.